Molecule: messenger RNA, 1695 nt
Organism: Dermacentor albipictus
Lineage: Eukaryota; Metazoa; Arthropoda; Arachnida; Ixodida; Ixodidae
Cellular component (GO): extracellular region
Source: RefSeq, a predicted model, not a curated record
CAUCAUCAGUCCGAACGCGGGUGACCUCGCGCCCACACGAGUGCGAGCGACGAGAAGCAGGAGCUCGUUCGAAGCAGCAAGAUGGUAGCAACCGCCGUUGGCUUGCUGUUACUGCUGAGUACGGCGGCCAUCCAGUCGCCUGCCUCGGCUCAGUUCUGCCCGCCGUCAUACCGCCAGAAGAACCCGCAGCACACGGCGUGCAAGCAGCGGAACAUGUGGUGCAAGAUAAAGGCCUCCGGUGUGAACGCCACAGAGCGCGAAUUCAUCUUGAAGCUGCACAACGAUUUCCGGAGCCAAACCGCACUGGGAAACCUACCGGGUUUCUCAACGGCAGCUGACAUGCAGGAGCUGCUUUGGGACGACGAGUUGGCAACCGUAGCGCAGGCUCACGCCAGUCUCUGCACGACGCCAGACGGGGACCUGAAGCAUGAUGAUGCUAAGGACCGCUUUACGAGUCGCUUCGAAGAGACCGGUCAAAACACGGCCUGGAUAGGCCGAUCCAACUACCAUGAGGGAUCCAACUGGACCUGGGCUAUGGACGGCUGGUUCACGCAAGAGUACAAACUCUACCCGCCGCGCAACGUACCCAAGUUCGCUCCCGUGGAAGGCGUCAAGAUAGGCCACUUCACCCAGAUAAUCUGGGCAAAGACGCGCUACGUGGGUUGCGGCUACGUCUACUACAAUGUCGACGGGGCUCGUUACCCGCACAUGAAGCAAUGCACCUGCAACUAUGCCCCUGCUGGGAACUACAUAGGGCAGCCCAUCUACCAGGAAGGCCCGACGUGCAGUGCCUGCCCGAACUCCACUCAGUGCGACAAAGCCACAGGUCUGUGCAGCGGUUCGCCGGGCGGUCGCACCCCCCCACGGCCUCCCCCAAGUUCGGGGAGGCCGCCGUACAACAGGCGUCCGUCGGUCGGUCGCACCUCCCCACGGCCUCCCCCAAGUUCGGGGAGGCCGCCGUACAACAGGCGCCCGCCGGUCGGUCGCUCCUCCCCACGGCCUCCCCCAAGUUCGGGGAGGCCGCCGUACAACAGGCGCCCGCCGGUCGGUCGCACCUCCCCACGGCCCACACCGACUCCGUCUCGACGACCUCCGGACUGUCCACCCUGUCCGUGCCUACGCUCUAUGCUGCAGCGCUAUCCGUCACCGCACGCCACACAGAGGCGGGACCCGCCGUAUGCACAGGAUCCGGUGCCGAGGCCUUACCCGUUACCCUACGACUCGCGGCUCGGCGGUGGACUGCCUGGUUGCAAAGGCGUAAAGGGUUACAAGCCAGGAGAGCCUGGGCAGCCGGCCUGUGUGGAGAAUGACUUUCGCGGCAGCGGAGGCAUUCCUAAGGCCGACUACAGUGACGGAGCGCAUGAUGGACGUCCGGGCACUGGUGCAGAUUUCUGGCUGCCCUUCGUUGCAGGCUUCGUCACUGUGUUGGCAGUGGCAGCGCUCAGCGUGCUCGUCGUCUUCUGGCGCUCCAACACCUCGGCAGAUCGCGCGGAAGCAAAGCUGUCGACCGGCGCGACGGUGACGCCGGCCUACUAGGGCACGCCGGCGUAAGAAGACGCAAUUGUCAAAACGUGUGCCGACGAACGACGGCCGUAAUAUACGAAGCCCCGCCUGCACAGGCUGUUGGUGGAAAUAAAAAUUGCGCACGAGCCUUAGAGUAACGUGCUGGGGCAGCAUUUUGAACUCCUUGCACAA